Messenger RNA from Acinonyx jubatus (cheetah), 1790 nucleotides. Its product is annotated as cytochrome P450 2A13. The record is from RefSeq and is a predicted model, not a curated record. Gene Ontology annotation, biological process: xenobiotic metabolic process; coumarin metabolic process. The coding region runs from base 29 to 1513 and encodes 494 amino acids. Gene Ontology annotation, cellular component: intracellular membrane-bounded organelle; cytoplasm. Lineage: Eukaryota; Metazoa; Chordata; Mammalia; Carnivora; Felidae. The transcript has 9 exons. Gene Ontology annotation, molecular function: oxidoreductase activity, acting on paired donors, with incorporation or reduction of molecular oxygen, reduced flavin or flavoprotein as one donor, and incorporation of one atom of oxygen; heme binding; iron ion binding.
CCAGCAAUCUGUCACUCCCACUGCCAUCAUGCUGGCCUCAGGGCUCCUCCUGGUGGCUUUGCUCACCUGCCUGACAAUAAUGGUCUUGAUGUCUGCCUGGAGACAGAGGAAGCUCUGGGGGAAGCUCCCUCCAGGACCCACCCCAUUGCCCUUCAUCGGGAAUUACCUGCAGCUGAACACACAGCAAAUGUACAACUCUCUCAUGAAGAUCAGCGAGCGCUAUGGCCCCGUGUUCACGGUCCACCUGGGGCCGCGGCGCAUUGUGGUGCUGUGUGGACACGAGGCCGUGAAGGAGGCGCUGGUGGACCAGGCUGAGGAAUUUGGCGGGCGAGGAGAGCAGGCCACCUUCGACUGGCUCUUCAAAGGCUAUGGUGUGGCGUUCAGCAAUGGCGAGCGAGCCAAGCAGCUCCGGCGCUUCUCCAUCACCACGCUGCGGGACUUUGGUGUGGGCAAGCGCGGCAUCGAGGAGCGCAUCCAGGAGGAAGUGGGCUUCCUCAUCGAGGCCCUCCGGGGCACGCAUGGUGCCUUCAUCGAUCCCACCUUCUUCCUGAGCCGGACAGCGUCCAAUGUCAUCAGCUCCAUUGUCUUUGGGGACCGCUUUGACUAUGAGAACAAAGAGUUCCUGUCACUGCUGCGUAUGAUGCUGGGAAGCUUCCAGUUCACAGCUACAUCUAUGGGUCAGCUCUAUGAGAUGUUUUAUUCAGUGAUGAAACACCUUCCAGGACCACAGCAACAGGCAUUUAAGGAUCUGAAAGGUCUGGAGGACUUCAUAGCCAAGAAGGUGGAGCAGAACCAACGCACGCUAGAUCCCAACUCCCCGCGGGACUUCAUCGACUCCUUCCUCAUCCGCAUGCAGGAGGAGCAGAACAACCCCAACACAGAGUUCUACUUGAAGAACCUGGUGCUGACCACACUGAACCUCUUCUUUGCGGGCACUGAGACAGUCAGCACGACCCUGCGGUAUGGCUUCCUGCUGCUCAUGAAGCACCCAGAUGUGGAGGCCAAAAUCCACGAGGAGAUUGACCAGGUGAUUGGCAAGAACCGGCAGCCCAAGUUUGAGGACAGGGCCAAGAUGCCCUACACAGAGGCGGUGAUCCAUGAGAUCCAAAGAUUUGGAGAUAUGAUCCCCAUGGGAUUGGCCCGUAGAGUCACCAAGGACACCAAGUUUCGGGAGUUCUUCCUCCCCAAGGGCACUGAAGUGUUCCCUAUGCUGGGCUCUGUGCUGAGAGACCCCAAGUUCUUUUCCCACCCCCGAGACUUCCACCCCCAGCACUUCCUGGAUGAGAAGGGCCAGUUUAAGAAGAGUGAUGCUUUUGUGCCCUUCUCCAUCGGAAAGCGGUACUGUUUCGGAGAAGGUCUGGCUAGAAUGGAGCUCUUUCUCUUCCUCACCACCAUCUUGCAGAACUUCUGCCUCAAGUCCCCUCAGCUGCCCCAAGACAUUGACGUGUCCCCCAAACUUGUGGGCUUUGCCACUAUCCCACGAAAUUACACCAUGAGCUUCCAGCCCCGCUGAACAAGGGCUGUGCUGGGGGAUCCGGGGAGGGCUGCGGGAGGAGUGGGCGGGGCAGAGGCGGGGCUACCAGGAAGGCGGGUUAGUGGAGGGCGGAGCUAGCAAGAGGGAGGUGACUUUGGGAAAUCUGAGGGGCAAGGUGACAGGAGAUGAAGAGGAAAGGAAUGGACUGUGUUCACCUUGCUAGAGAUAGAUGCUUCAGAGGUGGGAUAAGAGGAAGGGAAACCUUACACCCUACUGUUAAUAAUAAUAAUAAUAGUAACACCUAUUAUUUGUUGAA